GAGUUUUGAGAAGAGAUAUUAAAAAGAGAGCUUAAGACAAGUGAAGUCUAAAUGUUGACGGGGAUUCGAUCGCCAAUAUAAAACAACAGUUUUGCUUACACAAUUAAAAUUAAACUCAUCUGUCUUUUUAGGUUGAUACCAAACCGCCAUGGCUCCGAUCCACGUGGUGGCGAUGCCGUACCCUGGCCGCGGCCACAUCAACCCCAUGCUCAGCCUCUGCGCCGCCGUGGCCGACCGGAGCUCCGACGUGCACAUAACCGUCGUCCUAACGGAGGAGUGGCUCGGCUUGCUCCAUUCCAUGGAGAAACCGCCCAACGUGGCCUUCGCCGCCAUCCCCAACGUCGUGCCGUCGGAGAAGGUCCGCGGCGACGACCUCCAGGCCUUCUUCGUGGCGGUUCUCACUAAAAUGCAGGCGCCGUUCGAGCAGCUCCUCGAUGGCGGAUCGCUGCCGCCGCCGGAUUUCAUUAUAGGCGACGCGUUUCUGUCGUGGGUCUUUGAAGUCGCCGGCCAAAGGAAUAUUCCGUCGGCUCACCUGUGGACCAUGUCGGCGGCGGUGUACACUGUGUUUUACCACUUUGACCUUCUGGUGCAGAACGGCCACUACCCCCUCGAUUUGUCAGCUAACGAAGAAGCCAUAGUGGACUAUAUUCCCGGGCUCCCACCAGUUGGUGUUGCUGAUCUUCCAUUACUCAUUCGAGACCAAGAAUCCCUGCCUAAACUCAUGCAAUUAUUUCCCAAUGAUUCCAACACAAAACAUCUAAUUUUCACAUCUUUCUACGAACUAGAAGCCCAAGUUAUCGAUGCUCUCAAGCAAAAAUCUUCAAUGUCAAUCUACACCAUCGGCCCCGCCUCUAUAUAUUCGAGGCUAAGAGACAUCAAAACGAGCUCCACUAAUGAUUACUUGAGAUGGCUAGACCAUCAGCCACCGAGCUCGGUUUUGUACAUCUCACUAGGCAGUUUCUUGCACAUCCCUGCAGCCCAGAUGGACGAGAUCGCUUCUGGGCUGCAGGGGAGUGGUGUAAGAUUCUUGUGGGUGGCUAGACGAGACGCCUCUCGUUUGCAGGAGACAUCCGGGAAUGAGGGCCUAGUGGUGGAGUGGUGCGACCAGCUGAGGGUGCUGGCCCACCCUUCCGUGGGGGGUUUCUUGACGCACUGUGGAUGGAACUCGACUAAAGAAGCACUGCUAGCUGGCGUGCCAGUGCUUUCUUUUCCUUUGAUAAUGGAUCAGUCGUCCAAUGCGAAGGCGAUUGUCGAGGAUUGGAGAGUUGGAUGGAGGUUCUCCGAGAGGGCCGGGUUUGAUUUGAGAAAUUUGAAGAGGGAUGAAAUUGCUAAGACUUUGAAAGGGUUUAUGGAUUUGGAGAGUGUGGAGAGGAAAGAGCUUAGCCGAAAUGCUAGGGAAUUGCGGAAGAUAUGCGAGAAAGAAUUUGGAGAAGGAGAGUCGCACCAAACCAAUCUUGAUCACUUUGUUAGAUUAAUCAAAUCUUGAUUCACCAAUUAAUUUAUGCAUGCAGCGAUAAUUGUGUAUCAUAUAAGAUUUUAUAUAUGUCGCACAAUUUCUUGUGUUUUAGGGAUAUGCAUGGUUUUUACCCUGCUCUACUGACUUUAUCAAGAGAGAUUAUUCCUUUUGGCUAAAA
This is a messenger RNA of Salvia miltiorrhiza (redroot sage), 1634 nucleotides long. Its product is annotated as UDP-glycosyltransferase 87A2-like. The transcript is spliced from 2 exons. Gene Ontology annotation, molecular function: UDP-glycosyltransferase activity. The coding region runs from base 149 to 1486 and encodes 445 amino acids. NCBI's taxonomy places the organism in Eukaryota, Viridiplantae, Streptophyta, Magnoliopsida, Lamiales, Lamiaceae. The record is from RefSeq and is a predicted model, not a curated record.